AUGGACCCCGAUGAUCCUCCCAUCGUGGCGAGAGACAAUGCGACAAACUUGCCUGUGGAAGAUGGCAGCUACAACGACCGAUCGAUGGACAUGUCCUUCGACUUCGACAGCCGUGGUGAUGAUGGGGACCACACCAGCGACGACGAAGAUCGUAUCGCCAGCAACAACAAUCAAAUAGCUCCGAAUAUCCAAGAGGAACUGGGUCCUGAGGAAAUAGCAUUACGGGCAUUGCAGGCAUCAUCACCGGGCCUAGACGGCCUCGAGCCCAACGUUCGGAAAGAGGAACACGAGGCUGAACAAGAUGCGGCGGAUGUGGUGAUGGGCUCGACAGACCAAGUAGAGCUUGGUACUGAGAUCUUGGAUACCGACGACAACGCAGCUCCAUCGAUGUACGGCUCACUACAGCCUGCCCGUACGGACGAGCCCCAAGCCACAGGGCCGGCGCCGCGCAAGACCCAGGAGCAACCUCUGUCACAAAACGUCGAAGUUCUCUUACAGUCAAUAUCGCCGUCGAGGAGACACGAGUAUGUUGAGGUGGUCAGUGACAUUGUCGACUUUGUGAAGGGAGAGAACUACAACUCUGCUGGCCUGGCGGGCUUUGCUGUCGAGUUCACAGAUGGCAGAGAGGAGCUGAACGGCCCAAUGGCUCUACAGCGCUUCUAUACACCUUCGAAUGAAGUUCUCGGGAAACGCAAGCGCCUCGACGGGGAUGAUUUUUUGCCAGGAGACCGCUUUUCUUCCCCCGAAAGCUUGGUUGACGACCUCGACGACGACGAACAGCAUCGGCGGGCCUCCAGACCAAUGCGCAGCUCGCGCGUCACUACUCACUAUGACUUUGAUAACCACUCACUAGCAGAUCUGGAGAACGGUGAAGACGAAGACAUUGUCAUGCAAGCUCCGCGCCGAAGUACUCGUGAGAGGCGGCGCCCCCCGAUAGCACCGGCACCCCCUCCCGAGGACAUGGACGAAUUGCAACAGUCUGGCGACGAUCGGGACCAUAUUCCUUUCAUCACCUCCGAUGUCUCAGUCUUCAAGCCUGGGCAGAAGGGCAGAUACCGACGGCUUACCAUGCGCGGCAAGCUGCCUGGGCGCUCAAGAAAUAAGUCACCAGCGUCAGACAUUGAGUUUGAUGCACCUCGUCGAUCGAAUAGAAGCACCCGGCACAAGUACAGCAUGGGUGAUGACGAUGCUUUCGAAGAAGAGUCCCUCUAUUUGGUCCCGGAGAAGCCGAUAGGGCCCCCCAAGGCCAUUUCCAUUCGGGAGGUCUAUCGGCAAAUCGACCCCCAAGCGCCUUUUGCUGCACAUCAUUACGCCGCUUGUCACACUUGUCGCUCGAGUCAAAGCAGCCAGCUAAUAUACUGCCAGGGCUGUAGUCUGACGUACCACAAGAAUUGCAUCGGAUAUCGAAGUGGUCGUGAACACAUCGUCACCAAGGUUGGCGACAGUGAAUUCGUUCUACAGUGCAAGUUCUGCAUUGGUCUGUACGAGAAGAAGGACGUCAACGCACCAAAAUACGAUCGGUGCCAGGGAUGCAAACUGCCCGGCAAGGCCUGCAAAGCCUUUUCGGAGAAGAAAACAUCCCGCCAAGAGGAGAAACUGCGCGAGGAAAACGGCGGCAUAGACCCUGUCACGCAUGUGAACCCGGCUCUCGUUAACAACGGAGAUAUUACCCUGUUUCGCUGCGUCAGGUGUCAUCGUGGUUGGCACUUUGAGCACCUACCGCCCAUUGGGGAGCACUCACCCGCCAACGAUGUGCGAGCUGAGCGUCUCAAGGACUACUCUAUUGAUUGGCAGUGUAACGACUGUAGAACAGCGCGACGCAACAUUCAUAGGCUCGUUGCUUGGCGACCAAGUGAUCGGUUUGUCAAGACGCUGGGAGAGACCGCUUACAACCUGUCCUACUCGGAAGUGUGUGAGGAUGACAAGGAGUAUCUCGUCAAGUUCGAAGGUCAAUCUUACGCCCACUGCAAAUGGAAGGCGGGUGCGUGGGUGUUCGGCAGGGCUGCGACGGUGUCCCGCAAUUCUUUUGCAAAGAAGGAUGCCGAGAAAAGUUUGUUGAUCCGAGAUGAGAAGCAGGCCAUACCUGACGAGUACCUGAUGCCUGAUGUGAUUUUGCACGUCAAGUGGGACAAGUCUGCACCCCGAUUCCAGUCUCGCGCUGAGGAAAUUGCAAACAUUGACUACAUCCAGAAGAUCUUUGUCAAGUUUCAGGGACUUGGGUACGACGACGUCGUUUGGGAUCGGCCUCCAGCCGAAGACAGCGGCAGGGACAUCUACGGCGCCUUCAUGGAAGCCUUUUACGACUAUUUGGAAGGCAAGUACUUCGAACCUGUCUCUCACCGUAAGAUUCAAGAGCGGGUCAAGCAGUACAGGGCCACGCCGUACAAGGAAGUCAAUCAGCAACCCAAGGGCUUACAGCAGGGCACCCUCAUGGGAUACCAAAUCGAGGGUCUAAACUGGAUGCUCGACAAUUUCCAUUGUGGCAUGAGUGUGGUGCUGGCUGACGAGAUGGGGCUGGGGAAAACAGUACAGGUGGUGGCCUUGGUGACUUCGUUGAUCCAAGACCAUCCUCAGAUCUGGCCCUUUCUCAUUGUCGUGCCGAAUGCCACAUGUCCCAACUGGCGUCGCGAAUUCAAGCGUUGGGUACCAGACUUGCGUGUGGUGACCUAUCACGGCGGUCGAGCGCCACAAGAACUGGCAUACAAGUACGAGCUCUUUCCCGAGCGUUCGAGCGACAUGAUGGCGCAUGUGGUGAUCAUGUCCUAUGAUUCGGCCGCCGACCCAAACACCAAAAACCUGUUCAAGAACGUACACUGGCAGGGUCUCGUGGUUGACGAGGGCCAACGUCUGAAGAAUGAUUCAAACCUUCUUUACGGUGCUCUCAAGUCCAUGGGGAUUCCCUUCCGCCUCUUGCUUACAGGCACUCCUCUGCAGAACAACAAGCGUGAGCUUUUCAACCUUUUACAGUUCAUCGACGACUCCCAGAACGCAGCCAAGCUUGAUCAAACAUUCGCAGUCCUCGACAAGGAGACACUACCAAAGCUGCACGAGAAGAUCCGCCCAUAUUUCCUGCGCCGUACUAAAGCUGGCGUCCUCAAGUUUCUUCCACCCAUGGCGCAAAUCAUUCUCCCGGUGUCUAUGACGGUCAUUCAGGAGAAGCUUUCCAAGAGCAUUAUGGCCAAGAAUCCCCAGCUCAUCCAGUCCAUGUUUGCUAACAGCAAGAUGAGUAAAAAGGAGCGCGGAAGUCUGAACAACAUUUUGAUGCAGCUGCGCAAGUGCUUGUGCCAUCCCUUUAUUUACUCGGACGCCAUUGAGGAGCGACACCAUGAUCAAGUCGUGUUGCAACGCAACCUGGUGGAGGCAUCUGCGAAACUUAUUCUUCUACAGAUCAUGCUGCCCAAACUCAAGGAGCGCGGUCACCGAGUGCUCAUUUUUAGUCAGUUUCUACAGCAGCUUGACAUUGUUGAAGACUUCCUGGCCGGUUUAGGGUUCGGGUACCGACGCUUGGAUGGACAAAUCUCCAGUCUCGAAAAGCAACGGCGCAUCGACGCCUUCAACGCAGCAGACUCUGAGCUAUUUGCUUUCUUGCUUUCUACGCGCGCUGGUGGUGUGGGCAUCAAUCUCGCCACUGCCGACACUGUCAUCAUUAUGGACCCUGACUUCAACCCUCACCAGGACAUCCAGGCUCUGUCGCGUGCCCAUCGUAUCGGUCAGAAGAAGAAGGUCCUCUGCUUCCAACUUGUGACGAAGGAUUCGGUCGAGGAGCGCAUCAUGCAAAUUGGCCGCAAGAAGAUGGCCCUCGAUCACGCACUGAUUGAGAGCAUGGACGAUGAUGACCUUGCAGGCGAUGACCUGGAGUCUAUCCUACAGCAUGGCGCCAAAGCAUUGUUUGACGAGAACUACCAAAAGGACGCCAUCGUCUACGACUCGGCGUCUGUUGACAAGCUACUAGAUCGCUCUGUGGUAGAGCAAACCGAAACGACUGAGGAAGGUUCCGGUGACAACCAAUUUUCGUACGCCAAGGUAUGGGCGAACGAGAAGUCCCGAUUCGACAACGCUCUUGGAACGAGUGAGGAAGCGGCGCCCGAGCCACUCAAGUCUAGUGUUUGGGAUCAGAUCCUGGCCCAACGUGAAGAGGAAGCGCGGAAAGAAGCAGAGGCCAAAAAGGAAGUACUUGGCCGUGGUGGUAGAAGGAGAGCGGUGAGUGAAGUUGGGACUCCCCAGGCAGUGUUACGCGAGCUAACUUGCCACGAGGUGGUCGACAACAACGUAAAUGCAGCUGUCGAAGCGGCGGCCCUGUUGGGCCAAGCCGAAGCUGAUUCAGCGGAUUCGUCCGACGCCUAUUCUGGCUCUGACGAAGGUGAGGGAUCCGAAGAUGAAGCUGAUGCUACCAAAGGUAGGAAGCCAAAACAAACCUCCAAGACAAAACCAGCAUCAGCAUCCAUCCCUUCCAACAAAUCAACGCCGCCCAAGAAACGAGCAGCAUCCACUAACAAGCAGAACAAACAGACUCCCAAGACCAAGCCAAUGUCGUGUCCGAAGCGCAAGAUCUCCGGACCGCAGACACAGGCGGCCGCAGUAAAAGCCACAUUGUCAACGGCACCCAAAGUACAGACCCCUCGAAAACGCACAACUACAAAGGGCAGGCAAGCAAUCCCGCCAAAGCAGCUCCCUACCCCGGCCAAAACCCCGUCCCGAGCAACGUCAGCCGCGGCCACAGAGACUCCAACCAAACGCAAGCCGGCGCCAGCUUGCCCUCCCAGGCCAUCGUCCAUGGAAAUGGUAGAGGAGCCCCUGACCCCCGCUUCUGUGGAUACAUCGGAGACAGCCCAGUAA
Messenger RNA from Emericellopsis cladophorae, 4836 nucleotides. Its product is annotated as Chromatin remodeling factor-like protein. Gene Ontology annotation, molecular function: chromatin binding; DNA binding; ATP hydrolysis activity. The coding region runs from base 1 to 4836 and encodes 1611 amino acids. The transcript is spliced from 2 exons. NCBI's taxonomy places the organism in Eukaryota, Fungi, Ascomycota, Sordariomycetes, Hypocreales, Bionectriaceae. Gene Ontology annotation, biological process: chromatin remodeling; negative regulation of transcription by RNA polymerase II. The record is from RefSeq and is a predicted model, not a curated record. Gene Ontology annotation, cellular component: chromatin; nucleus.